AGAAAAUCGUCAAACAGAAGGCAGAGGACGCCGAGUCAAGAUGGGUGUCCGAGACUGCCCGUCAUUUUUCACUGCGGUGAUUGUGAUUUUUUGCAUUCAUUUUGUGAGUGCUCAGCGUGAUCCCAUUCCAAAAAUUCAAGUUGUCGAUGGAGGAUUAUCUCCGCCUUAUUUUAAUCUUGCAGACAACCGACGUAUUUACGCUUCAGCCACGUGUGGAGAAGAUGUCACUGGGCCCGAAUUAUAUUGUAAACUGGUUGGUAGCAGUACCAGUAACUUGGAUCCUGGUGAAGAUAUCAACAUUAUCAAAGGACAGAUUUGUGACACAUGUGAUCCGACAGACCCUAAACGAAAUCAUCCAGCAUCUAAUGCCAUUGAUGGCACUUCCAAUUGGUGGCAGAGCCCACCUAUGUCUCGAGGGUUGAAAUACGCAACCGUUAAUUUAACCAUCGACUUGGGACAGGAAUUUCAUGUCGCCUAUGUUUUCAUCAAAAUGGGAAAUUCGCCUCGACCUGGAGUCUGGAUAUUAGAACGUUCCACUGAUAAUGGUAUUACGUAUGCACCAUGGCAGUAUUUUGCUGACACAGUAAGUGACUGCGUUGAUCUGUUUGGGCCCGAGACGAUCGAUCCCAUUUCGAGAGACGACUCGGUCAUUUGUGAAACACAGUUUUCUAAAGUUGUGCCACUGGAAGACGGAGAGAUUGUCGUGUCCCUGCUAAACAACCGCCCAUCUUCUACAAAUUUUUACAAUUCGACCGUUUUGCAAGAGUGGACAAAAGCAACAAACAUUCGUCUAAGACUUCUGCGGCCAAAGACAUUGCUCGGCCAGUGGGUCAGCUUUUCUCGUAAUGAUUUUACACUAACUCGUCGGUUUUUCUAUUCAAUCCGUGACAUUUCGAUUGGUGGACGAUGUGUUUGUAACGGCCAUGCUGAAUCUUGUGACAUUACCGAUCCCGAAGACGCUUACAAAUUACUAUGUCGUUGUCAGCACAACACGUGUGGACCUCAAUGUGAACGAUGCUGUCCAGGUUUCGUACAAAAAGCUUGGAAACAGUCCAAGGCAUACGAUCCUUUCACCUGCGAACCGUGCAAUUGCUUCGGACAUACUGACGAAUGUCUGUACAAUCCAGAUGUCGAUCGUCUGGGCACUUCAUUGGAUAUCAACGGUCAAUAUGAAGGUGGAGGUGUGUGCCAGAAUUGCCGUCACAACACACAAGGCAUCAACUGUAACGAAUGCAAGCCAACAUUUUAUCGUCCUUAUGAUAAACUUCUUAAUGCUACCGACGUAUGUCAACCAUGCCAGUGCGAUGAGUUUUUCUCGACAGGUAAUUGUGCAGAAGGUAGUGGUCAAUGUGAAUGUCGACCACAAUAUCUUUCGCCGUUGUGUGACCAGUGCAGUUUCGGAUAUUACGGAUACCCACAGUGCAAACCGUGCGACUGUAAUAUUAAUGGAACUCGAGAUCAAAUUUGCGAAGUUGGUGGAGGACAAUGUCCCUGCAAAUAUAACUAUGCCGGCAAUAAUUGCGAUGAAUGCGCUGAAGGCUAUUACAACUUCCCCGAAUGCAUACCGUGUCAGUGUGAAGCUCCAGGAUCCAUCUCUGAUGCUUGUGAUCUAGAGAAUGGACAAUGCCAGUGUGAUCAUAAUUUCGGAGGGCGGGCUUGCGAACGUUGCGAACAUGGCUUCUUCAAUUACCCAACUUGCAAAUACUGCAACUGUGAUCCACGAGGAACCAUCAAGGAAGUAUGUGACAAAGGAACUGGUCAAUGUAUCUGCAAGCCAGGGUAUGGUGGAGCUCGGUGCGAUCAAUGCCAACCAAGUUAUUGGGGCCAUCCAGACUGUAAACCAUGCAGUUGUAGUGAUUCCGGAAGUGCUUCGAGCAUUUGCACACCAAAUGGAAAAUGUCCCUGCCUACCCAAUUUCUCAGGCCGUGCUUGCGACCAGUGCUCACCAGGCUAUUACAGAUACCCCGAAUGCAUCAGUUGUAACUGCGAUACAUCGGGAUCGUUGGGCGUUUCUUGUGACGAUGAAGGACGUUGUCAGUGCCGCAGCAACUUUGAUGGACCGCGGUGUGAUCGCUGCCGUGAAGGAUUUUACAACUAUCCUGCUUGCGAAGAUUGCAAUUGUGAUCCGGCGGGUGUUGUCGAGGCGUUUGCUGGAUGUGGGUCUGUGCCCAAGGGUGAACUGUGCAAAUGUAAAGAGCGUGUUCAGGGACGCAUUUGCAACCAAUGCAAGCCGCUCUAUUGGAACAUGCAAACCAAUAAUCCAUUAGGAUGUCAAGAUUGUGAUUGCAUUGUUGCUGGAACGAUUGGUUCUCUGCGUGUGUGCGGAUCCGAUGAUGGACAAUGUUCUUGCAAAUCUCGAGUAACUAGUCGACGCUGCAGUGACUGUGCUGACGGUUUCUUCAACUUACAAGAGGAUAAUCCGUUUGGCUGCAUGGAUUGCGGCUGCAACAUCGGCGGAUCGGUAAGCCCUUUGUGCGAUAAGACUACUGGUCAAUGCGUUUGUCGCCAACGGAUUCAAGGAAGAUCGUGUGAUGAACCACUUCAACUGCACUACUUCCCCACGUUGUAUCAAUACCAAUACGAAGCCGAAGAUGGUUACACACCAACACGUUCACCUGUCCGAUUUGGUUACGAUCAGGGUCAAUUCCCUGGCUACUCUUGGCGUGGUUAUGCUGUAUUUUCUCAGAUUCAGAACGAAAUUCUCCAAGAGUUUAUGAUUGAGAAGCCCUCACUUUAUCGUAUGAUUCUACGUUACGUUAAUCCAAACGAAGAGACGGUAAUGGCAAAAGUCAAGUUAUCGCCAGAGAACUCCCACGAUGCCGAACAGACUUAUUUGGUUCGCUUGGAACCAACCCGAGAACCUCAGUUUGUAACUGUAGCUGGACCUUCUGGUAACCUUCCUACUCCAUUCAUCUUGAAUCCGGGAAUGUGGACAGCUUCUAUCGCCACGAACAAGAGUCUUCACCUUGACUACUUCGCUCUUUUACCUGCUGCAUAUUAUGAAGGAACAAUUCUUCAAGAACGGGUUCUUAAACCCUGUCUUCAUCUCGAUCAACAACAAGGAUCCUGUCGUCAAUUUACUUAUGCUAGCCUUGACUCUUUUCCUAGUAUUCGAGGCGAUGCAGCCUACACACUUGUCGACGAUAACGCCGGCCCGGCCGUGGUCAUUACAGAUUCACGGUUAACUGACGCUGUUGCUCUCAGCGAUAGCCAACAGGAAAUUAACAUGGAUCUUGGAGUUCCGCGAGCAGGCAACUACGUCCUUGUCUUAGCUUAUGUAACAUCUGGUCAAGGCAGGCGAACUUACAUCGAGGUAGACGUUCAAACAGGCAGUGAACAUCGUCAACAAGGCGUGGCGAUUUUGUAUGAUUGCACUCUGCGCACCAGUUGCCGUCAAGUGGUGACGGAUAGUGAAGGAAAAAUUGCUGAUUUCCAUUUGGGAACAGAUGUCAACAACAAUGUGAUAAUCCGCAGUGCGUCCAUUAAUGAAGAAGCUGAUGCAGCCAUUGAUUCCAUCAUUGCUGUCCCUUCAGCGGAAUGGUCCCUCGAUUAUGUCCAACCCAAAUCGGUGUGCAUACAACGCGAUGGAAAAUGCGUUCCCGGAAACUUCCCUGCUGCCUCCGAUUCUACCCGCGUAGAGUUUGAAAGUGGCAAUAUACAACAGGCCACAAACAAUCUUCCUGAAGAAAUUUAUGACGAAAAUGUUGGUUUAAUCUAUCUGGAUAUGAAGGAGCCAAUGGUGGAUGUAACCGGUAAAGUCCCCCAUACUGGUUACUAUGUAUUCAUCGUUCAUUACUAUCAGCCAACUCAUCCGCAAUUCGAACUCGAUGUUUUGCUACAAAACGGACAAUUCUAUGAGGCGAAGUUGCCAACAAAUCUUUGCCCGUCAAAUUCUGGAUGUCGCUCGGUUAUCAAACAAGCUAAUGGUAACCAGGCCUUCCAGAUUCAAGAGAAUUUCAUCUUGACGCUGAAAUCCCCUGCCAACAAGACCGCUUGGGUGGAUUAUGUUUACGUUGUUCCAGCUGACGAGUAUACCCCAGCUCUCCUGGAAGAAUCCCCAAUUGAUUUGACAUCCGAAUUCAUUGCUCGUUGUGGCCGGAACAAUUUCCAAGUGGACCGCAAUACGCCAGAUUUCUGUCGACAGGCAAUUUUCACUUUGACAACCGAGUUCAACAGCGGUGCUCUUCCGUGUCAGUGUGACUUCCAAGGUUCACUCUCUUUUGAAUGCGACCCGUUCGGUGGGCAAUGCCCUUGUAAAUCUGGCGUAAUUGGCCGUCAAUGUACGCGCUGCCAGACUGGCUAUUUUGGUUUUCCUGAUUGCAAACCAUGCGACUGUCCUUCCACUGCUCUUUGUGAUCCAGCCUCUGGCUCUUGCAUCUGUCCUCCUCGUGUAACAGGCGCCCGAUGCGAUCAAUGUGUGGCCAACACAUACGGUUAUGAUCCAAUUAUUGGUUGUGAGGAAUGUAGUUGCAAUGCUCAAGGUGUCCACCAGGGCAACCUCCAGUGCGAAUCUUCUACUGGCCAAUGUCAGUGUAAGCACAACGUUGUGAGCCGCAAAUGCGACCGCUGCGCUUUCGGAUAUUGGGCUUUCCCCUACUGUCAAUUGUGCAACUGCGAUGUUCGGGGAUCGGCUGAAGAAAUCUGUGACCAAGAUACGUCUAGUUGCUUCUGUAAAGAGAAUGUAAUUGGUCCGUCCUGUGACAUGUGCUCCUCUGGCACAUUCAACUUGCAAGAAUCCAACCCAAGAGGAUGUAGCAAAUGCUUCUGUUUCGGAAAGGCAUCUACAUGCACUACGUCGCAACUUUUCCGUUCUCACGUCACUGACAUGAAAGAUUGGACGGCAGCCGCCAUCGUUGUUGGUCUUGUCGGUUCACGCCGUAGUGUCGAUCAAGUUCAGUCCUACGAUCAAAUGAUUCGGGCAGUCCUCACCGAUUUCCUACCUGAAGAUGGCUCUUUUUACUUCUCGGCUCCGUUAACUUACUUGGGCAAUAAGCUGACUUCUUACGGAGGAAACCUCAAUUAUACUAUAGUUUACGUCGCUGGAACGGCUGGGUACACUGUAAGCGCUCCUGAUAUCAUCCUGAUUGGAGGCGACUUUACCCUGUACCAUUUCGGACAUGAGACACCAUCGUCAUCUGUCCCGUUGUCGGUUAGUGUUGAGAUCAACGAGAGAAACUUCGUCCUACCUUCUGGACUUCCAGCAUCUAGAGAGAACCUUCUAGUGGCUCUUAAGGAUGUUCGGGGCCUAUACAUCCGCGGAUCUUAUUCGGACCCAACACGCGAAGCUCGAUUGUCGUCAGUUAUUAUGGAAAUCGCAGUCAAAGAGCUCAUUGACGACGCUGACGUUGCUGUUGCUGUGGAACAGUGCAAUUGUCCAGUAAAUUACCAAGGAACUUCGUGCGAAGAUUGUGCUCCUGGUCAUUUCAGGGCUCAUACCGGACCAUACGGUGGCUUCUGUGUUCCCUGCCAAUGUCACGGACACAGCGACACAUGCGAUCCAAUAACUGGAAAAUGUUUCAACUGUAAACAUAAUACUGUUGGAGAUCACUGCGAGAAAUGUGAUAUUGGUUACCAAGGUGAUGCAACCCAAGCAACGCCUUCAGACUGUUUGAUUUGCGCCUGUCCCCUUCCAAUUGAGUCAAACAACUUCGCGCUAACUUGUGAUUUUUCACCGGCUGGGGACGAAAUCGCUUGCCAAUGCAAACCUGGAUAUACUGGCCCGCUUUGCGAGUCCUGCGCUCCAGGAUUCUAUGGAAGCCCAGAAACUGUUGGCGAUUUUUGCAAACCUUGCAAUUGCUCUAACAACAUUGACGUCGAUGAUCCUCAAGCAUGUGAUUCUGUCAGCGGUGAAUGCUUAAAAUGUUUGAAUAAUGCUUACGGACCCGCUUGCGGUCUGUGUGCUCCAGGCUUCUAUGGUGACGCAGUGGAACUCAAGGAUUGUCAGGGUUGUCACUGUGACGAGUGCGGAACGAGCCAAUGCAGCAGUUUUACUGGCAUUUGUGAAUGCCAACCCAAUGUCAUCGGUGAAAAGUGUGACCGUUGCGCUCCCGAUCACUAUGGCUUUAGUUCCUGUCGGGGAUGCCGAUCGUGUAGCUGUGCCGAAGCGUCAGAAGGAACCCAAUGUGACGAUAACACAGGACAGUGUCGAUGCCGUUCAGGAGCUGCAGGUCGCCAUUGCGAACGUUGUGUAUCUGGAUUCUGGAAUUACACUCCGGCAGGAUGCCAAUCAUGCAACUGUAAUGAAGAUUUUGCCAUCGGAGUUGGGUGUAACCCUGCAACAGGCCAGUGUGCUUGUUUGCCUGGUGUUAUAGGCGAUAAAUGUGAAGCGUGCCCCUACCGCUGGGUUUUAGUUCCCGACCAAGGUUGCUUUGAGUGCGAUUCCUGCACACAUAACCUCUUGGAUGUGACUGACGAAUUGAGGGUUAUGAUUGACCCCAUCGCCGGUGAGUUCCAAACAGUCGCAUUGACUUUCUUUACUCAUCAGAAAAUUGCUUCCAUAAACCAGUCUGCUUUGGAUUUAAGAGCUGAAGUUGGAAAUUUAGACGUUUCUCAGAUACAGUUUGGGCCACUAGAAGCUGUCACAGUUGAACUAGAGGCAACAUCUCGCGGUAUGAAAAUAAAAACCGGCUACAUCGAGGAGGAGUCUAUGGAAAAAGCCGGUGAAGCCAACAAUGUGCUUAUCGAGUCCAUCGAAGUGGAAAAGCUUAUUCAAGAGGCUGUGCAGAAAUCUCGUUCCAUUAUUGGUGAGGUUGCCAUUCUAGCCGAAAGUUUGGAAGGUGGAGCAGGACCCCAGAUUGACAAAGCAUUGGGUGAAGCCCAAAAUAUGCUACAAGAAAUUCGCUCAAGAAACUUCCAGCAAAGACAAAGUGGAGCGGAUCAUGAAUUACAAGAAGCCAUCAGCUUGCUGGGAAAAAUGAAAGAAGAAGCGCUUCCUGUUCGCGACAACAACUUGUUGCUUGUUAAUCUUACUGCUCGGCUGAACGAUCUUAUCAGCCGGGUAAAAGAUUUGAACAAUAACAUUGACAGCUCAAAGGAUAAAAUUAAAAUGGCUGAUAAGCUGACAAGCGCCAAUCGUGCUUCGUCCUCUUUAGGUGCAGUGGUCGACAUCCAGCAGCGCAAUUCAACUGCUAGCGCACAUUUGAAAAAUUGCGCACAACUUUUAGCGAAUGCUACAGCUUUGAUGGAAACUGCCAGAAAGAAACUUGAUCAACUAAAAUUGGAUAUCGAUCGUGUUAUGACAUCAAAAGAUACACUCCAUGAAACCGUCGAACAGAAAGAAACUGAUUUAGCCGAAUCGCGAAGAAUCCUUUACGAUGCACAAUUCCACGCAACCAAGCUCGGAGACCAAGCAACCGGAUUAGACGAAAUGUUGACCGACACACGCCAAACUUCCGAGAAUGCCGUUGCUGCUGCUAAUUCCUACAAAAACAUUGUUGAUGCAAUUGACGAAGCCAUCAAAGCAGCUGAACAGGCCACAAAUGCAGGUCAGAACGCUACUCAACUUUCAGCGGGGGUUGGAGAACGAGCGCAAUUAUCGCAUCAACGAUCGGAAGAGCUAUUAGCUCAAGCGCGAGACGCACUUCAACGAACCCAGACUAUGCUGAAGCCACGUUUAAUGGCGGCAGAAACACUGGCCAAUUUGGUGGAAGAGAAUAAUCAGCGCACGGAUGAAGGUCUGAAAGCCGUUAACGACGCAUUGGAUAAAAUCGUUCCUAGCAGUAGUUCAAAGGAAAAUGGUCGUAAAGCUGCCGAAACAAGCAAUGCUGCUCAACAGGGUGGCUCUGAAGCUUCAUUGAAGAUCCAAGAGAUCACCAAUGAAAUCCCGAUGCAAAGAGAUCGAACCAAUCAGCUUGCUCGCGAUAUUGAUGCUGUCGGCAAGAGUACUACAUUUUCAGUGUCGAAUCUGGAACGGCUCAACUCGGUGUUGCCUGAUCUUCGCAAUCUGCUGACUCGCACUAAAGAGAAGCAAGGUGUUUUGAGCGAGAUGGGCAAGGAUUUGUCAGCCAAACUAGCCGAACUGCGACAGAAAACGGCAUUGGCCCGCGAUCAAGCAAAUCGCAUCACAGUAGGAGUUACUUUCUACCACAAUUCAACCCUACAGCUACGCAAUCCAGAAGGUCUUUCCCGCGCAGCCACGGCCAAUCAAUUUUCGCUAUACUUCCGAACAUCUGAAACGAAUGGUUUCCUUGCCUAUCUUGGUAACGAGGUGGGGACUAGCAAGAAGCUAAGGCGAACUCGUUCAGACGACUUCAUGACUCUCGAAGUCCGUAACGGAUACUUGACCCUCACGACAGAUCUCGGCUCAGGUCCUCAGUCGGUUCUGAACGAUCGUUUUGUCGCCGAUAACGUUUGGUACCAGGCCGUUGUUCAACGGACAGGCAAGUCUGUUCGAUUGACUGUGCGAGCUGAAAAAGAAGCCGGUGAAGUAGAGGUUUCCACCAAAGAGGCUGUCUUGCCGGGCACCUUUUCGGUCUUUAAUUUAGAUCAAGACUUGUCCAAGAUCUUUAUCGGUGGAUAUCCAGCAGCAGCUAAGAUCCAACCUACCGUGCUGUAUGCUUCUUUCCAAGGAGAGGUUGAAGAGGUUAUGAUUGGCGACGCGGCAGUUGGGCUGUGGAACUUUGUAGAUGCCACCAACGUUUACGGUGCCAUCGAACGCGACAAGCUGAAAAAUCUGCAAGAGAGCACUGGUUAUCGUUUUGAUGGUGAAGGUUAUGCCACUCUAGAUCGCAAAUCUUAUCGUUUCCGCGAUCGAGUUGAUGUUCAAUUGAAAUUCAAGUCUAUGGCUGACAACGGUUUACUCUUCUUGGCUGGAAAGGGCAAAGAAUUUAUGUCAAUUGAAAUCAACAAGGGUAAAGUGGUAUUCAGGUACAAUCUUGGAGAUGACACCGUAACACUGAAAUCACCUGAAAGAUACAAUGAUGACAAGUGGCACACAAUCGAGGCUGUUCGACGGUUACGUGAUGGCAUUCUCAAGGUCGAUGGUGCGGAUGUGGCCCAAAGAUCGAGUACUAUUGGAGACUCUGACUUGUCAAUUACCAAUUACAUGUACUUUGGAGGCUAUCCUGGAGACCAUCGUUUUGAAGAUGUCACAAACGUGGAUUUUGAUGGCUGCAUUGAUGAGGUUCAAAUUUCCGGAACACCAGUCGAUUUGAGUCAGAAUGUCGAAGCCUUUGGAGUAGUCUCCGGAUGUCCAGCAAAGGUGGCUAAUAUCGUCUCAUUCAAUGAGGCUGGUACAGGAUAUGUCUCUCUUCCGGGCGUCAAUAUUGAGAAUUUCGCCCAAGUCAGCCUCAAAUUCAAGACUAAACAAGACAGUGGCUUGAUAUUUUACAUGGCUGACGAAGAUCAAACCAACAGACUGUCUCUCUCUCUACUGGAUGGUGCACUGGUACUGCGGUCAUCGCCAGGUGGCCAUGUUUCGUCUGAAGGACUAACUAAACUUAAUGAUGGGCAGUGGCAUGUUGUUACUGCAACUGCUGAUGGCUCACAGAUAAGUCUCGUCGUAGAUGAUUUCGAUGUUUACACACUCGAUACACCCAACAGUCCUUUAGUAAUUCCUGCUACGCCCAUCUACUUUGGUGGCGUACCAGAUCGUUUUGCUUUGGCUGCCGGUGCUUCGGCAACCGAUUCAUCGUUCUCUGGCUGCAUUGGUGACACGACUAUCAAUGGCAAGCUGAUCAAUUACGCCUCCUCCACAGGAAAUCAAGGAGCCUCUGUUGCCAAAUGUCCUCUUCCUGAUGUUCAUGGAGCACCUACUUUGAAGCCUAAACGAAUCGAUGAUGAAGAUGCGUCACCUCCCAUUGAAUCGGUACCAUCGGAACCGGAACCGAACCGGUACCUGUACCGGUGCCCGAAGAAGAGUUACCUUCCCAGCGGAUAUGUGACAGAAGCCACGACAGAAGCAGAAGUUAUCACGACAACCACUGAAGCGAUUCCAAUUACAACAACUACUGCUAUUCCAGAAACCACAACUAUUCCUAUGGGUCAGUGCCGCCUUCCGAUCCAACCUGCAGAUGAUCCCGAUGUCGACGAUAACAGUGGCAAUCGCUUUGGCAAUGUCAAGUUCAGCCGACACGAGUACGUCGCACUUCCUGGGCGCCAUCGACAAAAAUCAGAAUUGUCGGUUGAAUUCAAAACUUCUGAACCCGACGGUAUUAUCUUCUACGCAGCAGAAAACCGUCACAUUGACUACACAGCCCUGUACCUUAAAGACGGAAAACUCCACUUUUCUUUCAAUUGCGGAACGGGUCCGGCGUUACUUUCCAGUCCUGAAACUUACAACGAUGACAAGUGGCACACGGUAAUGUUCAACCGUGAUCGUCAAAACGGAACCCUUGUUGUCGAUGACCUCGUCGUUGCUGAGGGUAGCUCGCCCGGCAAUACACAGACGAUUAACGUCGACCAGCCCUAUUAUGUUGGAGGAAUCUCACCAGAAGUUUUAAAUAAUGCUCGACAUAAUUUCAAGGGAGUCGAAGGAGGCUUGAUUGGAUGUUUGAGAAAUUUCCGAGCAGGCUCCCGCCCUGUUGGAGAACCUAGCUAUACUGAAGGAACUGAGCCUUGCUCCUCCAAGGUUGAGACAGGGUCUUUCUUCGCCCUUCAAGGGGGUUACAUCAAAGCAGUUGAGAAUUUCCGCGUGGGUUUGGAUAUUGACAUCAGUAUGGAGAUCAAACCUCGUGGAACGUCAGGCAUUCUGAUGUCCGUACACGGUCGACGUGAUUUCCUACUUCUGCAGAUGGUUAACGGCGCUCUUAUCUUCAGCGUCGAUAACGGACGAGGGCCGAUUGUGGCGACCUACAUUCCGCCACAUGAGCAUCAUAUGUGCGAUGGCAAAUGGCAUUACGUUCAAGCCAUUAAGGCGAAGAAUGUCGUGACAUUGUCCGUGGACAAUGUGUUUGUGGAACCUGGAAUCGGUGUGGCCGGUGUGUCGUCCACUGAUACAAAUAAUCCGUUGUUCAUCGGUGGCCACCCCAACCCGAGUAAACCACGAGGAAUCAAGACCCAAGAGCAAUUCGUUGGUUGCAUCCGCAAUCUGAAUAUCAAUCGCAAUUUAUUGCGUUUUGGAUCAACGCAGGCUAUUGGCAGUGUUACAGCUACUACUUGCCCGACGAUCUAAAGCAAAGGGGUCGUGACCCAGAUUGAUUACUUCAGGAUGUAGUGAAGACAUCCCAAUACAUUUAUUUGAAAUCUG
Daphnia magna is the source of this 11185-nucleotide messenger RNA. It is a transcript of the gene LanA, whose product is annotated as laminin subunit alpha. Gene Ontology annotation, biological process: regulation of embryonic development; regulation of cell migration; cell adhesion. Lineage: Eukaryota; Metazoa; Arthropoda; Branchiopoda; Diplostraca; Daphniidae. Gene Ontology annotation, molecular function: signaling receptor binding. The record is from RefSeq and is a predicted model, not a curated record.